This is a messenger RNA of Chaetomium globosum CBS 148.51, 807 nucleotides long. RefSeq lists its product as uncharacterized. Lineage: Eukaryota; Fungi; Ascomycota; Sordariomycetes; Sordariales; Chaetomiaceae. The record is from RefSeq and is a predicted model, not a curated record. Gene Ontology annotation, molecular function: oxidoreductase activity. Bases 1 to 807 code for a protein of 268 amino acids. The transcript is spliced from 2 exons.
AUGGUUAUCGCAAUUCCCUCCGCAAGCUUGGAAGGCAAAGUUGCCCUAGUCACGGGUGCCGGCCGCGGUAUUGGAAAGGGAAUCGCCCUCGAGCUCGCCCGCCGCGGCGCUUCGGUCGUCGUCAACUAUGUCUCCUCAGCUGGCCCGGCUCAGGAAGUGGUCGAUGAGAUCGUGAAACUCAACAACGGCGCCCGCGCCAUCGCCAUCCAGGCCGACGUGUCCGUGGUCUCCGAGAUCGACCGGCUCUUCGCCCAGGCCAAGAAAACCUACGGCCGCAUCGACAUCGUCAUGUCCAACAGCGGCACCGAGUCCUGGGACAGGACCGAGGAGGUCACCGAAGCGAAGUUCGACCAGGUCUUCAACCUCAACGCCCGCGCGCAGUUCUUCGUCGGCCAGGCCGCCUUCAAGCACCUCGAGCCCAACGGCCGGCUGAUCCUCAUGACGAGCAUCGCCGCCGGCCUGCUGGGCGUCAAGAACCACGCCCUGUACAACGCCAGCAAGAUGGCCGUCAUCGGCAUGGUCAAGGCCUUUGCCACCGACUUUGGCGUCAGGGGGAUCACCGUCAACGGCGUCGCGCCCGGCGGCAUCAAGAGCGAUAUGUUUACACAGAACGCCUGGCAUUACAUUCCUGGUGCCACGCCCGACACUCCCGCCAGCGAUAUCGAGAGGAUGAUGGCGGAUCACUGCCCGCUGGGCCGAUGUGCUGUGCCUGAGGAUGUUGCACGCGUGGUGGCUUUUCUGGCGAGCGAGGACGGUGGCUGGGUCAACGGUCAGAUUCUUACCAUCUCGGGGGGCUCGUCCCAGUAA